Polypterus senegalus (gray bichir) is the source of this 1511-nucleotide messenger RNA. It is a transcript of the gene lhx5, whose product is annotated as LIM homeobox 5. The transcript is spliced from 5 exons. Bases 292 to 1485 code for a protein of 397 amino acids. Lineage: Eukaryota; Metazoa; Chordata; Cladistia; Polypteriformes; Polypteridae. Gene Ontology annotation, molecular function: DNA-binding transcription factor activity, RNA polymerase II-specific; RNA polymerase II transcription regulatory region sequence-specific DNA binding. The record is from RefSeq and is a predicted model, not a curated record. Gene Ontology annotation, biological process: neuron differentiation; regulation of transcription by RNA polymerase II. Gene Ontology annotation, cellular component: nucleus.
GGGACUAAGAAGAAGGGAAUAACCUGCACAUUUUCUGCGUCAGACCUUUUAGGAUUGCGCCUCCUUAGAGAGAGAAGAGAGAAAAAGGAGGAACAGCACGGCCGAAACCGGGAGGUGGCACUCGGGUGUGUUCGGCCGUUCAGGUGCAACCGGCACGUUUCUUCCAGGCAGUUUCCUGCUGUCAGAGGAGUGCUAGUGGCGGAAGGAGCAGGCAGCCCCUCCGAUUAUUUGUUUUUGUUUUUUUGUGUCUGUUUUUGUUUUUCGCGUGUCUGCUUCCAGGACAGCAGGAUAAUGGUGCACUGUGCGGGCUGCGAGAGGCCCAUCCUGGAUCGCUUUUUAUUGAACGUGUUGGACCGAGCCUGGCACGUGAAAUGCGUCCAGUGCUGUGAAUGCAAGUGCAAUCUGACCGAGAAAUGUUUCUCCAGAGACGGCAAGCUGUACUGUAAAAAUGACUUCUUCAGGCGAUUUGGUACGAAAUGCGCCGGCUGUUCCCAGGGUAUCUCGCCGAGUGACCUGGUGCGGAAGGCGCGCAGCAAAGUCUUUCACCUCAACUGCUUCACCUGCAUGGUGUGCAACAAGCAGCUGUCCACCGGCGAGGAGCUCUACAUCAUCGACGAGAACAAGUUCGUGUGUAAAGAAGAUUACUUGAACGCCACCACCAUUAAAGAAGUCAAUUUAAACUCAGUGUCUUCAUGUACAGACCGAAGUUUAUCUCCAGACCUCCAGGACCCGAUACAGGACGAUAACAAGGAGACGGACAACUCCACGUCUUCGGACAAAGAGACGAACAACAUCGAGAACGAGGAGCAGAACUCGGGCACCAAACGGAGGGGCCCGCGAACGACGAUUAAAGCCAAACAGCUGGAAACGUUGAAAGCGGCGUUUGCGGCAACUCCCAAACCAACUAGGCACAUCAGGGAACAGCUGGCACAAGAAACUGGCCUCAAUAUGAGAGUCAUCCAGGUGUGGUUCCAGAAUCGGCGCUCCAAAGAGAGGAGGAUGAAGCAGCUGAGCGCGCUGGGCGCGCGGCGGCACGCGUUCUUCCGGAGCCCCCGGCGCAUGAGACCCCUGGGCGCGCGGCUGGACGAAACAGAAAUUAUGGCGUCCGGACCUUACAACUAUUAUGGAGACUACCAAGGAGAGUACUACGGACCAAGUGGAAAUUACGAUUUUUUCCCGCAUGGACCUCCAUCCUCGCAGGCACAGUCUCCGGCAGACCCCAGUUACCUCAACAGCUCGGGGCCUGGACAGCUUGAGGGAUCCAUCUCAGGUCACCACCCUUCCGAAAACCAAAGGUACACGGACAUGAUCUCCCACCCGGACACUCCUAGUCCAGAGCCAGGCCUCACUGGUCCACUGCACCCUAUCCCAGGGGAAGUGUUUAGUGGUGGUCCUAGCCCGCCUUUCUCUCUGGCCAGCAACUCGGGCUACAGUGCCCCCCUGUCCCACCCUGGACAGGAAAUGGGAGAAACGGCGGUUUGGUAAAACUCCACAAAAUAUUAGAAGAUGAU